GGAGGACAUUCGAGCCUUCGAUGCCGCAUUCUUCAGCAUUGCGCCUCGCGAAGCCGAAGCCAUCGACCCCCAACAUCGGCUCUUGCUGGAAGUUGUUUACGAGGCCCUUGAAGCUGCCGGUAUUCCCCUGGAGAAGACUCAGGGCAGCGAUACGGCCGUUUAUGUGGGUCAAAUGUCCAAUGAUUACUGGGACCAUCUGCUUCGCGAUCUCGACUCGAUUCCAAAGUACAUGGCCACUGGCACAGCCCGAAGUGUUACUGCCAAUCGCCUAUCAUACUUUUUCGAUUGGCAUGGUCCGUCUAUGACUAUCGACACAGCCUGUUCAAGUAGUAUGGUAGCACUCCACGAAGCUGUUCAGGUGCUCAGAUCUGGACGCGCGGGCAUGGCUGUUGCAGCAGGCUGCCAUUUAGUCUUAGGCCCCGAAAGCUACGUGAUUGAGUCGAAGCUUCGCAUGAUAUCUCCCACCGGAACCUGCAAGAUGUGGGAUGCUGGCGCUGAUGGAUAUACGAGAGCUGAAGGAUGUGCAGCGUUGAUUUUGAAAACCCUCAGCAGUGCGCUGCGCGACGGAGAUCCCAUAGCUGCUCUUAUCAGAGAGACGGGCGUCAACCAGGACGGUCGCACCAGGGGGAUCACAAUGCCUAGCGCCGAGGCACAGGCGGCGCUGAUCCGGGAGACGUAUUUGCGCACUGGGCUUGAUCCGACAAAUCCGAAAGACCAGCCUCAAUUUUUUGAAGCUCACGGCACAGGUACUCAGGCGGGAGACCCGAUCGAGGCAGAGGCUAUCCACCUAGCCUUUUUCAACGAUUGCGUUGCUCACAAAGGAACUCGUGAGAGAAAGGAACAUGAGAAACUUCUUGUUGGCUCCAUAAAAACCGUUGUGGGACAUCUUGAGGCAACGGCAGGGCUAGCUGGCAUUCUCAAGGGAAUUGCUGCAAUGAAUCACAGAAUGGUACCCCCGAACUUAUGGUUUCGAACUCUCAACCAGAGGAUCGCCCCCUUCUAUAGAGACUUCAGAGUUCCUACAGUCCUUGAAGAAUGGCCCAUGACCGGCUUUGAUGGCACCCUUCGUUGUUCUGUAAACUCCUUUGGCUUCGGGGGCACCAAUGCACACACGAUCCUAGAGAGCUACGAGCCCCAGUUGGUAACUGCAACGAAAAUGCCUCGAGAAAUAUCCUUUAUUACACCUUUGACAUUUUCUGCAGCAUCCGCAGCUUCAUUGGUUGCCGUGGUAGAUAGUUAUCGAAGACACCUGGCUUCGAAGCAAGACAUAAGUUUAGCCGACCUGGCCUUCACGUUGCAGUCCCGGAGAAGUGCACUCCCGUAUCGUAUAGCAUUUUCAGGGACAGACAUUACAUCGUUGAUCAAGCAGAUGUCAGAAAGUGUCGACAGCGUCAAGGGCACCGCAAAUGUCAGCAUUGGCACGCUCAAUCAACAGGAAAAGCUAGAGGGCGGCUCGCCAAAACUCCUCGGAGUAUUCACCGGACAGGGUGCACAAUGGCCAGGAAUGGGGAGAGAGUUACUCAAGUCCUCGAAGGUGUUUUCAGAUGCCAUCAUCAAAAUGGAAGAUUCACUGGCAACUCUUCCAGAUCCCCCAUCGUGGUCUCUUGUCGAUCAAUUCAAAGCAAAGGCAUCACCCUCUUCUGAAGAAGCGACCGUUGCUCAGCCCGUGUCGCUUGCUCUCCAGAUUGGUCUGGUGGACCUCUUGAGAGCCAGCGGGGUCGAGUUCGACUCGGUCGUGGCGCAUUCUUCAGGCGAAAUUGCAGCUGCCUAUACCACAGGGCUCAUCAGCGCCCACGAUGCAAUCCGAAUCGCCUACUAUCGUGGCAAGUACUCGGCUUUGGCUACUGAAGGCGGAGGUAUGAUGGCGGUCGGCAUGUCUUUCGCCGAGGCUAAGGCUUUCUGUAAUCAGGAACAGCUUAGAGACAGAGUGACCGCCGCAGCCAGCAACUCACCAAAGAGCACUACUCUUUCAGGCAGGCUUAGUGCACUCAAGGAGGCUGCCUCUUUGCUUGGAAACACUUUUCACAGAUUCCUCAAGGUGGACAAGGCUUAUCACUCCGAUGCUAUGCUACCUUGCUGUAAGCCAUUUCAAGCUAUACUAGAGAAAUGUGACAUUAAAGUGCACAAGCCCAACGACGUGCUGUGGGUAUCGUCUGUUCGAGAAGGCCAGCAACCUCGGUCAUUUGCAGAUCUGCUUAGUGGGCCAUAUUGGGUAGAGACAUUACACAAACCAGUGUUGUUCUCACAAGCCCUAACUCGGGUGUUGCAGAUGCGUAGCUUCGACGCAGCGUUGGAAAUUGGACCACAUCCUGCCCUCAGGGGCCCGUCUCUGCAGACACACGCAGAUAUCUCGCUCGAAGACGGCACAGUGCUCCUGUACAAAGGUGUUUUAGAGCGUUUCAAGCAUGAUGGCGAGGCUUUCUCGUCAUGUCUGGGAUUUCUAUGGCAGCAUUUUGGAUGGGCUCAUUUUGAGGCUUACAGGUCAACUUCUCUAUCCACAGACGUCCCCAGGGUGCUAGAUCAGCUCCCAACUUACCCUUGGAACCAUUCGAGCCUAUACUGGACAGAGUCAAACAACUCCUAUCGCUUUCGGUAUAGAGAGGCGUACCACCCACUGUUGGGAUUCCGCUCCGUCGAUAGUUAUGCGAUGGAACUGCGAUGGAAAAACGUUUGGAGCCUAAGAGAAAUGCCAUGGCUAAAGGGUCACGUCGUGCAAGGGCAGGCCGUUGUCCCAGGUGUCUCGUACGUAACGCUCGCAUUGGAAGCUGCGGCAGCCCUUGGACGAGAAGGCCAAGAAACUACUAGGAUUGAGCUCCACGACAUCAAUAUUCACCGUGCCAUCAUCAUGGAAGAGGAUGAAUAUUCAGGAACGAAUGUGUUCGUUUCUGUUUCCAGGCAAAAUCCAGACGCGUCUUGCACUCGAGCUACUUUUAACAUCUACGCAUCCACCAACCAUGAAAAGGAGCCAUUUCACGUUUGCUCCGGAGACAUCCUUCUCAGCCACUUCGCCAAAGACAGUGGAAUUCAAGCUCUUGGAGAGUUUGACGUCUCUACAGUCUACAAGGAUAUGUCUCCUGUUGAGCCGUCGCUAUUCUACUCUGAGAUGAAAGAAGUUGGCCUUUGUUGGAAAGAGCCGUUCCUCAGCGACUCGAUGUAUCGAUCCCACCACAGGUCUAUGCUUUCUGCUACGAGAUCGACAGCUGAUGCACACGAUGGGCAGCUGCUGCUUAGCCCAGUGCUGCUUGAUAUUGGAUUCCAGGGUGCCUUGGUGGGUUUUGCUUCGCCUGGAGACGGUCGGCUGUGGAACCCCUAUCUUCCAACUCACAUCGACCGUUGCACCUUUGAUCUGGAGAAUUUGAAGCUGAACAAGCCUUGCUACGACGAAGUCUAUUUUUCGAGUGCUGUAAUGGGGUCAACAUUGCCUGAUCUCUCCACCACCGCAACCUUCACCUGCGAUGUGUAUGGAUUCUAUGCAAUCGACGGUAAUCCUUUUGUACAAGUAGAAGGCCUCAAGUUCUCUUGCAUGUAUCCAGCUCAAGAAACCAACGACCGGGAGAUGUUUGCGAACGAGACUUGGAUGCCUGCCUCGCCGCUGGACAUGGAGCUGCAGCCAUAUGACGCUCAAAAGCAUAUGGGUAACUUGGGGGCAGUCGUUGAGAACUUAUCCAACUGCAACCCGCGAAUGAAGAUUUUGCAUAUCAACGAUGGCGAGAGCCUUCUUGUCCCCAUACUAGAGUCUCUGCAGGGAGCUUUCGCCAGACUGGAUAUCGCAGACUCAUCACAAUCUCCCGCCUUGAGACAUGUUGAAGAAGUAAAGGAGUUGUUUCCUAAAGAUUCCAAAAGAAUUUGGUCAUCAGACCUCAACCUGACCAAAUUGACCUCUAGUCCCGCCAUAGCAGAAAACUCCUAUGACUUAAUCAUCUGCGCGCAGACGAUAGAAACCGGAGAUGGCGAAGUGAUCGUUAUUGGGGGCCACCAACCUGAGAUACAAGCCAUUGUUGACACCUUCCAGAAAGAUGUGGCUGGAAAGCUCAGCAAAAUGACGUUAGUGGAGAGCCUAUCAGACCUUGAGACUUACGGAAUACCUACGGACGCGACCGUUCUCUGCCUGGCUGAUCUGCACGAUGACACAUUGAGAAACCUUGCUGAAGGAACUCUUGGCGGUAUGAAACUUUUGUUCGAAACAGCUAGGAGAGUCCUUUGGGUAACGCAAGGUAGGAGGAACCAAAACCCUUUUGCAAGCAUGAUGGUUGGCCUAGGGCGAUGCAUCAUCUCCGAGUCUCCUUUGCUCAACCUGCAAUUCCUCGACAUUGAGGAUCCGUUGUCUGAUCCUAUCACCCACAAAACUAUUAGCGAGUGCUUCAUCAAGCUGAUUUCAUUGACAACGACAAGCGACUCCAACGUUGUCAGGUCCUGGAAACAAGAACCUGAAAUGGUUUUGUCUCAGGGAAAACUUCUCAUACCUCGUAUCAGGCCUCUACCAGCACUCAACGACCGUUUGAAUUGCCAAAACAGAAUCAUUAAAAAGCCCCUUGUUGCUGGAGAUGGAACUUCCGUUGAAUUGACACGGUCAGGGGCAUUCUAUGCUGCUCAAGAAUAUGAUGAUUACUCAGCAGGAAGGCGCAUUACUAUCUCUCAUUCUGUUUCCCUUCCCAUCGAACUGCCUGGUCAAAUGAAAGGGUACCUUGGCUUAGGUACAAUGAGCUCUGGGGAAAGGGUAGUCGUCAUCUCCCCCAACAACCGAAAUAUUCAAUCCGCAGAAGAGUGCGCCUUUGCAGUUCAUUUCCAGCCAAGAGGAAACGAGGCCGAUACUCUCGCCUUGAUUGCAUCGGCCAUUUUCAUUCGCGUGGCAUGGGAACACACAUCAGACUACGUGGUUUUGCAUCAACCAAGCCAAUCGGUGUACAGAUUAGGUACACAAAUGGCCGAAGAUGCAAAAUCGAAACUAUACUUCAGCGUAAGCGGCCGAAACGACCUCGAAAAGCAUGCGAAUGUCGUGUCCAUACCGAGCAUAGCAACUCGACAAUCAUUGAGAAACUUAAUGCCCGGACAAGUCGGUGCCUUUAUCCAUGUUCCUGGUCUGGCGGGCGCCGGUGACAGGGUGUCUGCUGAUCGUAUGAUAAGAGCAAUGUCAACUACCUGCAAGAUCUUUCAUCUUGCUACAGCAGCCGCUUCAAGUCAAAAUGAGAGUAUUGACAUCCGUCUUUCAUUCAAUUGGAAGAAAGCGUGUCGAAUAUUGGUCCAAUCUGUGGAGGAUGUUGCGAAGUUCGGAAACUCACACAUGUUGGCUAAGAACCAACCAGUGAAGUGUAUCGGCAUCGCAGAGAUUUCCGGAACGCCGUUUUCCUACGAUGCGGCGUGCAUCAUCGACUGGACCAAAGAUUCAAGAGUUAAGGUCAAUAUUCAGCCCAAGAAUCCAACAAAGCACUUUUCCCCUAACAAAACCUACUUGCUGGUGGGAUUGACAGGCGAUCUCGGGCGAUCCCUUGCACAAUGGAUGAUUCGAUGCGGGGCUCAACAUAUCGUUUUGACUAGUCGCUCGCCCAGAGUUCCUGACUCAUGGCUGCAAGCGUGUCGAGAGAUUUCCCCCCAAGCUCAAGUACGAGUUUUUAAAAUGGACGUUACCGACGAGGCAGAUGUUCGGAAUGUAUGCCAUGCUAUCUGCAAAUCUAUGCCCCCGAUCGGAGGUGUAGUCAAUGCUGCUAUGGUGAUGGACGACUGCUUGUUCCACAAGUUACAGUUGGCCUCGUUCAACAGCGUGGUUGAACCAAAGGUGGUUGGCUCGAUGAUUUUGGACAAAAUCUUCCAUGAUGUGGAUUUGGACUUCUUCAUCAUGUUUUCCAGCAUCUCCUGUAUCGUUGGCAAUCGUGGACAGUCGAGCUACAGUGCUGCAAAUCUGGCCGAGACUACUAUAGCUUCCGGAAGAAGGAACCGCGGACUUUCUGCCUCCACAUUAGCGCUUGGUAUGGUUGUUGGAGUUGGCUACGUGGCUCGAGCAAACUUGCCAACAGAAGCCAUUAAAGACAACGUCCGAAUGCAGAACGGCAUACCGCUGGGAGAGACAGAUGUCCACACAGCUUUCUUCGAGGCGAUGCUUCUUGGCAAAAAGUUUUCUCGACUGAUCCCAGAUUUAAUCACGGGGUUAAAGAGUAUUGGCUCUGAAGACGUGGAACUGCCUCUUUGGCAUGAAAACCCACGAUUUUCUCACUUGAGCCUAUUGGAAGGCUUAGAUGACGUUUCUCUGGACAGCAAAAAGAGCAGUCAAGGAAAGGUCUCGGUUCGUGAGCAGCUGCGACAAUCUACAAUGCCACAGGAGCCUUUUGAGAUUUUAAGUGGAUCACUCAAGCAGAAACUAAAAGUCACGCUGAAGAUCGACAAACAGGAGAUCUCAGACGAGGUUGCUUUGGUGCAAAUGGGUAUAGACUCUCUUAGUGCCGUGGAGAUUCGCUCCUGGUUUGCAAAAGAAGUGGGGGUAGAUCUUCCCGUACUCAAGAUAUUGAACGGAGCUUCUAUUCGUGAUCUUUGCCUAGAAGCGAUUGGUCAGUGGAAAAAGUAA
Messenger RNA from Alternaria postmessia, 6556 nucleotides. RefSeq names its product Type I Iterative PKS. Gene Ontology annotation, biological process: secondary metabolite biosynthetic process; fatty acid biosynthetic process. NCBI's taxonomy places the organism in Eukaryota, Fungi, Ascomycota, Dothideomycetes, Pleosporales, Pleosporaceae. The annotation marks the transcript as partial. The record is from RefSeq and is a predicted model, not a curated record. The transcript has 4 exons. Gene Ontology annotation, molecular function: 3-oxoacyl-[acyl-carrier-protein] synthase activity; phosphopantetheine binding; fatty acid synthase activity.